Neolamprologus brichardi is the source of this 5303-nucleotide messenger RNA. Lineage: Eukaryota; Metazoa; Chordata; Actinopteri; Cichliformes; Cichlidae. The record is from RefSeq and is a predicted model, not a curated record.
AGGAGGUGAUUAAAACUCUGAAAGAGCUGAAGCGUCACCUGCCUGCUGACAAGAGACACAAUAACAAGUCGACCACGCUGAACACCCUGAAGUAUGCACUUCGCUGUGUGAAACAGGUGGAAGCCAAUGAGGAGUAUUACCAGCUCCUGAUGAUCAAUGACAGUCAGCCUCCAGGCCUGGAUGUGUCUUCAUACACAAUAGAGGAGAUCGAUAGCAUCACCUCUGAGUACACUCUCAAAAACAAUGAUAUGUUUGCAGUUGCUGUGUCUCUUAUCACUGGAAGGAUAGUCUACAUUUCUGACCAGGCUGCCUCCAUCCUCAACUGUAAAAGAGAUGUGUUCAGAAACACCAAGUUUGUGGAGUUUCUUACACCGCAGGAUGUCAGCGUCUUUUACAGCUUCACGACGCCUUAUCGCCUGCCCUCCUGGAGCAUGUGCACUGGAGCAGAGUCGUCCCCGCCUGACUGCAUACAGGAGAAGUCCUUUUUCUGUCGUAUCAGCGGUGGUAAGGAGUGUGAGGGUGACCUGCAGUACUAUCCAUUCCGCAUGACGCCUUACCUGAUGAAGGUCCAGGACACAGUGCACACUGAAGACCAGUUCUGCUGCCUCCUUCUGGCUGAGAGGGUCCACUCUGGCUAUGAUGCACCCAGAAUUCCAACAGACAAGCGGAUCUUCACCACCACUCACUCUCCAAACUGUGUGUUCCAGGAUGUGGAUGAGAGGGCAGUACCUCUUCUUGGGUACCUCCCACAGGACCUGAUUGGCACCCCAGUCCUCUGCCACCUGCAUCCCAGUGACCGCCCGAUCAUGCUGGCUAUUCACAGAAAGAUCCUCCAGUGCGCAGGCCAACCGUUUGACCACUCGUCCAUCAGGUUCUGUGCAAGAAAUGGAGAGUACAUCAUCUUAGACACCAGCUGGUCCAGUUUUGUCAAUCCUUGGAGCCGCAAGGUCUCCUUUGUUAUUGGGAGACACAAAGUCCGCAUGGGCCCCGUGAAUGAAGACAUUUUUAUGGGCCCAGUCUCAGGCAUCAGAGAGGUGAAGACCAUGGACUCUGACGUCCAGGAGAUUACUGAGCAGAUCCAUCGGCUCCUGCUACAGCCUGUUCAUAACAGUGGGUCCAGUGGCUAUGGUAGUCUGCACAGCAACGACCACUUUCUUGACAUAGGCUCCUCUAACGAGAGCCUGUCGUACAGCAAGAUGCAUCAAGAGGAAGAGGACAUGAGGGGCAAAGCCAGACCUCGAACUUUUCAAGAAAUCUGCAAGGGAAUUCAUCUUCAGAAGAGAGAAGAGCAGCAGACGGCAAAGCCAGACAACAAAAAAAGCAAUGGCAAGUCUGUACAGAAGAAGAGCCAAGCCGUGGUGCGACCCAAAGACUCGGCUGCUCCUGUUAACUGGAAGGAGGCGGGAUCAGCUAUGGAGGAGAGCAGAGCCUCUUUCCAGGAGGACCUGGCCUUCAAUGAUCAGACUGUAUACUCCUACCAGCAGAUCAGCUGCCUGGACAGUGUUAUCAGGUACUUGGAGAGCUGUAAUGUUCCCAUCACCAUGAAAAGGAAAUGCCAGUCUCUCUCUAACACCACGUCCUCAAACUCUGAUGAGGACAAACAGAAGGGAUCCAGCAGCAUGCAGGUGUCUAAUGAAUCAUCCUUGUUGAAGGAUCAGUCUGGUCUCUCUGCUUUGGAUGAUCAAGAUAAAAAGUCCACUGACGCAGCCACAGCGGUAGUGGGCACUUCGCGGCCCCUACCUGUACCAAACAAACCAGAAAGUGUGGUGUCCAUAACCAGCCAGUGUAGCUACAGUAGCACCAUAGUGCAUGUUGGGGACAAGAAACCUCAACCCGAGUCAGAGAUCAUAGAGGACGUACCGGGCGCAGGGGAAGUGGCCGAAUCCAGCCAGAACCUUGCGGCUCCUCCGUGUGCAUUUUCACCUCCCAGUCAGGAGAGAGAGUGCUACAAGAAGCUGGGGUUGACCAAGCAGGUUUUGGCAGCACAUACGCAGAAGGAGGAGCAGGCCUUUCUGUGUCACUUCAGAGAGCUUCGUAGACUCUCCCCCCUCGAAGCAAACUGCUCCGAGUACCUGGAGCGUCAGAAAGAACAGAUCGGCAGCGAUGUUGCACCUGCUGUUCGACCCAAACAGGGUGGAGCGUUUGCAGAGCCAACCACACGGAGAAGCACGCGGAAUAAGAAGACCAAAUCAAAGCGUGCUAAACAGGUCGAGUCCUCCGACAGCACAGUGUCCCAUCAAGGACCACAGCUGCAGCGGCCUUCUUUUCCAAACUACAGCCUUAACCAGACAUCUUGGUCUCCCUCUGAGGCAACGCAGACUGCUUUUCCCAUGGCCUACCCUACCGUGAUGCCAGGCUACCCUCUCCAGGUUUACCCCAGAGCUGAGUCCAUAGCUCCACGGACAGAUACCACUACACAAAACUUUAGGGACAGCCAGGGUGCUCAAGCCACUCCUGGCCCCUCAUCCAUCCAUUCUGCUCCCUACACCUCCCCCAUGGUCACCCCCAUUGUGGCUCUAGUACUCCCUAACUACCUGUACCCUGUAAUGGGCCCCGGUCCUCCACCACAGCAGCCAGUGUACCAAGCAGAGACUGGGGUCUUCCCCACCCAACCAUUGCCUUUUGCUCAGGCUGCCUUUCCAUUCCCACCUUCCUUCAGCGGUCAGACUCAGUUCAACAUUCAGACCAAUUUUACUCCUCCUCAAGCAGCAGGCAGCUCAACUCCAUCAUUCUGCUUCCCACCAUCCUCGGAAAUCCCUAAGCCUUCCGUUGAAGGACAGUCUCGGUCCUCAACGCCACAGUCUGGAGGAGCUGAAGGCCAGGCCUCCCCUCGCUUAUUCCAGUCACGCUGCAGCUCACCCCUUAACCUGCUGGAGCUGGAACUGAACGUCGACAGGCAGGACGGUGCGAUGCUCCCCUCUGGAGGACGAGGAAAUACUGCAGCUGAGAGGGAGCAAAAAGCAAGUGCCAGCCAGCCUAAGGAGAGGGAACUGAAUCAGCCAUCUCUCAGUCUCCUUGGUCCUCCAGGACCGUUGUAUUUCGGGGGUACAGCCUGUUUCUGUGAGCGUUUGUCUUGGGAUAAAGUGUGCUCUAGGCUGAGUGCUUUCAGCAACGAGACAAGCUCGCAAUGUGACGCUAACAACAGUGAUGCCAACUCUUCAUCCAGUGACAUGCUGAACAUUAUCCUCCAAGAGGACUCCUUUUCGGGCACCGGCUCAGCCACCUCAGGGUCCAUGGGCUACAGAACUUCAGCCAGCGGCACUUCGAAUAGCGGGACGUCUGAGGGCAGGACGUCAGCCAGCGGAGUCUCAGAAAGCACCAACAGUAGCAAAUACUUUGGCAGUGUGGACUCAUCGGUGCACAGCCAGAAGGUCAAAGGUCAUAUGAGCGGCAGAGAUGGAAGACACGGCAGAAUGGAGCAGAGCGACCAUAUCACAAAUGAUAUUGAAAAGGUGCUGAGAGAAGACAAAGAGAAACUGAGGCUGCUGCAGAAGAGCCAACCGCGCUUCUCUGAAGAGCAGAAGAAGGAGCUGAUCGAGGUUCACCCCUGGAUCAAGAAGGGAGGUUUACCCAAAGCCAUAGAUAUCAAGAUGUGCUCCUGCUGUGAUGACGCCUUAGAGGCAGCGACGGCGGUACAGGAUCAGCCGUACCAAGACCUCGAUGAAUCUGAGACCGCCGAAAUAUCCUGCCACGGCUCUCCUUCGGCCUCCGACUCUCAAACACAGACGGCGGCACAAUAAGCUUCUCAAAGUGUCCAGAGUGACUUUGUUAGCCACUGGCUUGCAGCCUUUGAAGAGGGACCAGUUUUAAAUGUGCUCUUACUGUUUCUCUCUUGCUGUUCUGUGAGUUAUUCCUGUGUAGGUGCCAGCAAGAAAACUGGAUAAAACAGUCCAGAUUUUUGUAGAAUGUGAACAUGUGUAGUAGAUUAAUUACAUUAUAUUUUAAUCUACUUUUUAAUUGUUCACUAUGUUGUUGCUUGAGGAAUUGCUGGUCUCUAAGACUGCACCUGUUUGUUGCGUCAUCCCUUUUGUAGCAUGUUGCCAUGUGUGGCUCUUAAUGGUUUUUAUAUAGACUUGAUUACCAGAUGCUGAGCCCAAUAAAGGGAAAGAGAAAGUGUGCCCGCACGCCAGGCACCACCACAGAGGUCAAACAAACAUCAGUCAGCUGGGGGCUGCUCUUGGUGGCUCUGUGGUGUUUGAUGAAUUCAGUAUUUCGUGGCGUUUCCCGAGUUGCAACGGCACUUCUGUCAUUCAUACACAUCAGACACCAAAUGAGCACAAGUGCACUUUGUGUGUUGGAUAAAGAACAUAAAUGAGACUCCUGUGGGUCUGAUAUUCAUUCUGCUGAUGCCUGUAGUCAAUUGGGGGAUCUCAGCUGUUAAACAUAGAGGGAAAAGAUGUCCAAUGUUGUACAAGCAUUGCUGAUCAAGUGAUGGAGUUGAUUUAAGCUUGCACUGAGUUGGGGGUGAGGGUGUGAGGCACAUAUGCUACACUGAUUCACAUAAUGUCAUACUUUUAAAAAAAUCUCAUUUCAAAAUUUGUACACUUGUCAUUUGGUGACACAUUACUAAAAGCAGCUCUAGAUAUUUUUUUUUCAUUCAGCAGAUUUCCUUUCACCUGUUUCUGGUGAAAUGCAGCAUUUUUGUUUUUCAGCUGUGACACUCACUUAAAAAAAAAAAAAAAAAAAACUUUAACGUAUUUCAAAGCUUGUGUUGGUGUUUGCAACACUCUGACUCUAGGCAUAUGUAUAGGCUAUAUUUUUACAUAAAAUAACUGAUAACUGUUUCUCUAUAAAUGAGUCAAUGUGUUUUUAAGUUAUGGUAUUUAAAAAAAAAAGUUUAAAAAGCAAACUGGACCAAAAGAAUUAAUAUUAUUUAUUAUAAGCUCUAUUUUGAAAAUGUGAAUUGCAUAAUCAACACUAGGAAAGCCGCUCAUCACAAACUGAAAAGUACCGAGCUGCAUGUUUAGGGUGGGUGGUUAUUGUAAAGAGAUUAUUGUGGUUUUCCCCAGUUUUGAAGUGUGCUGCAUGACGCUCGACGUGGUCUGAUGUUGCAAUCAUAAACAAGGAGAGGAACAUCCUGAACAGACUGAAGCUCGUUACUGUUCAGAACAAACACUUCAGGCUGACUUUAGGUUUCACUGUUAUAAAGCAGCUCGGACGUCAGGUGGCUGAAGAGUUUUUUCACUUUGAAGCCCAUGCUGUUGUUUUGAGUCUCUUUGUUUGGUCUCUUUUUUGGGGGGGGUGGUCUUAAAACAGACACUGACAUACACAUUUUUAUUUUUGUUUUUCUUAUUUUUUAAAGG